This is a messenger RNA of Branchiostoma floridae (Florida lancelet), 2002 nucleotides long. Its product is annotated as cytochrome P450 26A1-like. The transcript has 5 exons. Bases 119 to 1894 code for a protein of 591 amino acids. Gene Ontology annotation, molecular function: iron ion binding; heme binding; monooxygenase activity. Lineage: Eukaryota; Metazoa; Chordata; Leptocardii; Amphioxiformes; Branchiostomatidae. Gene Ontology annotation, biological process: sterol metabolic process. The record is from RefSeq and is a predicted model, not a curated record.
UUCAAGCAUCUUUUUUAUGUGGGGAUAGUUGUGCAGUGAAUGCCAUCGCAAUGUCACUGCUAUCCUCUUCCCAGCUCCGCGGGGGGUCAGAACGGGCACGUACGGAACCUGGACUAGUAUGGUCGGAGAUUUUCCCAAGUCCCGCCCCUCUGUCAAAACAGCCAUCACUCAUAUAAAAGCCCGGUUUCUGGCCGGAGAGAGAGGACAAAGAGAGUGGGACAGAGCAGUGCACAAGUCCGCAUUUACCGACCCAGACCUUCACUUCAGACUCUCUUGUUGCGGCCACACGAUGCUGGCGGAGUUGCUGAUUAACGCGGCAGUUCCCCUGGUGCUGGUAUGGACGCUAUGGACGCUGUGGAAGCACUACUCUACCCAGGGGGACCCGGCCUGUGACCUGCCCCUGCCCAAGGGGAGCAUGGGCCUGCCGUUCAUAGGAGAAACCCUCGCCUUCGUCACACAGGGGGCAGACUUCAGCCGGAGCCGCCAUGAGCUUUACGGAGACGUGUACAAGACCCACAUUCUGGGCCGCCCGACCGUCCGCGUCAGGGGCGCCGACAACGUGCGCAAGAUUCUCCACGGCGAGAACACGCUGGUCACGACGAUCUGGCCAUACAGCAUCCGGGCGGUCCUCGGUACACAGAACCUCGGUAUGAGCUUCGGUGAGGAGCAUCGCUUUCGGAAAAGGGUCGUCAUGAAAGCCUUCAACCAAAACGCUAUGGAGAGCUACUUGAGAUCGACUCAGACGGUCCUGAGAGAAACAGUAGCGCAGUGGUGCGGCCAGCCGCAGCCAGUUGUCGUGUACCCGGCAUCCAGAGAGAUGGCGUUAAAGAUCGCUGCAGCCAGCCUGAUCGGCGUCCACACCGGCCAGGAGGACGCCCAACGGGUCACCGUCCUCUUCCAAAACAUGAUAGACAAUCUCUUCUCGCUACCAGUAAAGAUCCCGUUCGGAGGACUUUCGAAGGCCCUGAGGUAUCGACAAAUAAUCGAUGAGUGGUUGGAAGGCCACAUCAAAAGAAAGCAGCGAGACAUCGACAACGGUGACAUCGGCACUGACGCCCUCUCCCGUCUGAUCUUAGCGGCGCGUGAUGUCGGGCACGACCUCAACAGCCAGGAGAUCCAGGACACGGCCGUGGAGCUGCUGUUUGCCGGGCACGAGACCACGUCCAGCGCCGCCACCUCCCUCAUCAUGCACCUGGCGCUGCAGCCACAGGUGGUUCAGAAGGUGCAGGAGGACCUGGAGAAGCACGGGCUGCUGCAGCCGGACCAGCCUCUGAGUCUGGAGCAGGUCGGCAGGCUGACGUACGUGGGGCAGGUCGUCAAGGAGGUGCUCAGGAUCAGUCCACCUAUAGGGGGAGGCUUCAGGAAGGCUCUCAAGACAUUCGAACUAGAUGGCUUCCAGGUUCCGGCAGGUUGGACCGUCACGUACAGCAUCCGGGACACGCACGGGUCGGUCGGUAACGUGUCCAGUCCUGACCAGUUCGACCCGGACCGCUGGGCUGCCGACAGCGAUGGAAGCAGAAGGGGGCGCCAUCACUACAUCCCCUUCGGUGCCGGACCUCGCGCUUGUGCCGGGAAGGAGUUCGCCAAGCUGCAGCUGAAGUUGCUGUGCGUGGAGCUGGUGAGAAGCUGCCGCUGGGAGCUGGCGGACGGCAAGGUGCCCGCCAUGACAGCUAUACCUGUCCCACGGCCAGUCAAUGGACUCCCUGUCCAGUUCACUCCAUGCGAACCGAUAACGAACAACACGCUGUCAGACGCCACAGAACAGAACACAAAUUUGUCAGUUUGCUACAGCAGCAACGUACCUGGUCCCAGCCACACGUCACCAAAACAACAGGACUUUGACGCUCCUUGUCAGAUUGUGAUGGCACGAAAGUCGGAAGCAUGCGGGGCAUAGAUUAUGCAUAUAAAUAAAUGCCGCUGAAUAUAGAACUAUUAUAUAAUCAUUAACCACGUGUAUAUCACGUACAACUAAAGACCUUAUUUUGUUUGACAGGUCUCUAUG